AUGGAAUCAGAAAGAUCUAAUAACAUCCCUCCAUUGGCCAUUGAAGAAGAAAUAUUUGAUGAGGAUAUACCCGACAGAAGUAUCCCUUAUCAUACUAUUCAACUCACCGCACCUAUCAAUUCUCAAAAGAAAUCCGCUCAAGGAGGAUCUGAAACAUGUUCUUUCUGUAAUGAACUCAAUCCAUUAUUCGAACUUGAUGAAGUUAACCUGGAACCAGUCGAUGAUGAUGCAAGGUUAAAUCCUCAAGAAGAAAAAGAUAGGGUUAAAAAAUUUUUUAAAGAGUUAUCCAACAGACCACAAGACUUUAAUCCGUUGCUGGUGACAAAUGUGAAAAUGAAGAACCCCACAACUCCAGAUAUGGCGUUCAUCAAAUUACACAAUAAAAUACUUGAUGCUGAAAAGAUUCUUAAAGAAAAAACACGUGAAGUAUCCUGCAUAGAAUAUGAAAUUCUUGACUCACACUAUCCUCUCAGGGAAGCAUUGGAGAAGAAAUUGGCUGAAUUUACAUCCAUUCACCCUCUUCAAACCACGUGA
Molecule: messenger RNA, 534 nt
Organism: Funneliformis caledonium
Lineage: Eukaryota; Fungi; Glomeromycota; Glomeromycetes; Glomerales; Glomeraceae
Source: the annotation of a GenBank genome assembly